Hyla sarda is the source of this 6199-nucleotide messenger RNA. RefSeq names its product fibronectin leucine rich transmembrane protein 3 (gene FLRT3). Lineage: Eukaryota; Metazoa; Chordata; Amphibia; Anura; Hylidae. The transcript has 3 exons. Gene Ontology annotation, molecular function: protein binding. The coding region runs from base 993 to 2948 and encodes 651 amino acids. The record is from RefSeq and is a predicted model, not a curated record.
CAUCAGCCCACACUCAGCCACUGUGAGCUGCUGCUGCAAGUUCAGACUUUGAGGUGGGCACCGAGGACCUAACACUUCUUCAGCGCACAAGGGAUUGAUGCUGCUUGAUACAAGACUAGCUGCUGCCUGUCCUUUUCUAUGGUCUUCCUACAGCAUGGGGAGCUUAUAGGUUUUAUAGGACUACAACUGGAAUAUUCCCUGCACACAUCUCUGUUGAUUACUGGAUCCUUUAUUCUGCACUGAUUUUCCAGAAAUCACGUAAGGAACAAACAUCUCGUAAGGAACUUCAAGGAACUAGCACACAUCAUUUUUUUAUUGCAAACAUUGUGAAAAUUACACCCGUUCCAAGUAACUCUUCCUAAUAUUUCUCUUCCAUCAGUAUUUCUUUUUUUUCUUUUUUUGCAAAUCGGGUUUUCAAGUUUGGCUUGGAAACAGUUGUGUUUUCACAACGGGUGUGAACCUUUUGGGAUGUGACUACUGUACAGAAAGCAUUCAUGGUUGAAUCUGCACAGGAAAGACAAGAAGGAAAGCAUGUACCUACUCUGAAUGCACUAUUUAUUCCAGGCUUUGCUUUAUGAAUAAUGCCCCUGGUGUGGAGUUAAUUUUUACUGGCAUUCCUGAGGAGCAUUUAUAAAUGAAAAGUCCAUUUCUGGCAUGAAAUUAAGCCAACCAAAGGGGAUUAUAAAGAAACCGUUAAUCUGGCGUUGGAGGAAAUAUCACGUGGUCGCAGGAAACUAAAGCUAGUUAAAACACAAUUUGGUGUCGGCAGUAAACGUUUGCUGUGAUGUGGACAAGAGACAGUAAAAAUUUGGUCCCUUCUUCUACAAGUUAGGAUUGUUAGAAUAAACACUGUGAAAGAGAAACUGCUAAAUGAGAUAACCCAGACCUUGCUAUUCUGGGAACACAAGGCUUUCAGAAAGCUCUGCCCACGGGAGAAUUCAGAGGGACAUCAGCUCACACUUCAGACCAGCUACCUGAAGAUUUCAUCCUUCAUGACCAUGAGUGCUGAAACCUGGAACUUUCUUGUUGCUUGGACCCAAUUAUUGUUAUUACUUCGGAUGGCGCCACACUAUGUCAGUGCCAAACCCUGCCCAUCAGCAUGCCGCUGUGAUGGAGGCUUCAUUUAUUGCAAUGAUAGAGACUUGACAUCUAUUCCCUCGGGGAUACCAGAGGAUGCUACAACUCUAUACCUUCAAAAUAAUCAAAUAAACAAUGCGGGGAUACCAUCUGACAUGAAAGGUUUGGAGAAAGUGGAGAGAAUCUAUUUAUAUCGGAACAGUCUAGACGAAUUUCCAAUUAACCUUCCCAAAAAUGUAAAAGAAUUGCACCUGCAGGAGAACAAUAUCCGGACUAUUACUCAUGAUGCACUUCAACAGAUUCCUGCUAUCGAAGAACUUCACCUUGAUGAUAAUUCCGUAUCUGCAGUGAGCAUUGAGGAUGGUGCAUUCAGAGACAACAUUUAUCUGCGACUUCUCUUCCUUUCAAGAAACCACCUAAGCACAAUACCCUGGGGUCUGCCUCGCACGAUUGAGGAGCUGCGUUUGGAUGAUAAUCGCAUUUCUACUAUUGCAGAAAUCUCUUUGCAAGACCUUACAAAUCUAAAACGUCUUGUUUUGGAUGGGAAUCUCUUGAACAAUAAUGGCCUUGGGGAAAGAGUCUUUAUGAACUUGAUUAAUUUGACAGAACUCUCAUUAGUUCGUAAUUCCUUGACAUCUCCUCCUGCAAACCUGCCAGGCACAAGCCUGAAAAAGCUUUAUCUUCAGGAGAACCACAUGAACUAUGUGCCGCCCAAUGCGUUUGCUGAUCUCACCCAACUUUAUCGGCUUGAUAUGUCAAACAACAACCUAACGUCUUUACCUCAGGGCAUUUUUGAUGACCUGGAUAAUUUGACACAGUUGUUCCUCCGUAAUAAUCCAUGGUAUUGUGGUUGCAAGAUGAAAUGGGUUCGUGACUGGCUGCAGUCUUUGCCUUCCAAAGUUAAUGUCCGUGGACUGAUGUGCCAGGCACCAGAACAUGUGAGAGGGAUGACUAUCAAAGACCUUAACAAGGAGCUAUUUGAUUGUAAGGACAGAAUAAAUACAAAGCCAGUCUACAUUACAACAACAACGAUGUUGAACACAUUACUUCCGGCACAAGGACAACGUCCAGUAUCUGUGACCAAACAGCCAGAGAUAAAGCUGCCUGACCUCAACAAAAUCUACAGAACCACUCCAAUACCAGUUAGGAAAAUUAUCACUAUUAAUGUGAAAUCUGUCACAGUUGAAACCAUUCACAUUUCUUGGAAAAUUGCCUUACCGAUAAAGUCAAUGAGACUGAGCUGGCAAUUGGGUCACAGUCCAGUUUUUGGGUCUAUAACGGAAACGAUAGUCACAGGUGACAGAACAGAGUACCUGCUGACUGCUCUCGAGCCAGAGUCUCCAUACCGUAUAUGUAUGGUUCCCAUGGAAACCGGAAAUUUCUUCUUACUGGAUGAAACGCCUGUCUGCAUCGAAACAGAGACUGCUCCGCUUAAAAUGUACAACCCAACCACAACAUUAAACAGAGAGCAGGAAAAGGAGCCUUAUAAAAACUCAAACUUGCCCCUAGCAGCCAUCAUAGGUGGUGCUGUGGCACUGGUGGCAAUCACACUCCUUGCAUUGGUUUGCUGGUACGUUCAUCGGAACGGUUCCCUCUUUUCCAGAAACUGUGCCUACAGCAAAGGCCGCAGAAGAAAAGAUGAUUACGCAGAGGCAGGGACUAAAAAGGACAACUCCAUUUUAGAAAUCAGGGAGACCUCUUUUCAGAUGAUACCAAUAAACAAUGAACCAAUGUCCAAGGAGGAAUUUAUUUUGCACACUAUAUUUCCAUCGAAUGGAGUAAGCUUGUACAAAACCAGUCACAGUGAAAGCAGCAGUAACAGGAGCUACAGAGACAGUGGUAUACCAGAUUCUGACCAUUCACAUUCAUGAUGCUUAAAGGCACAAGACUUUUUAUAGAAACUAUUAUAAGUGAAUGGGAUUCACUGUUCUACUGCAAACACUGGAUUAUUAAAACACAAAAUGAACAUUUGAAGGAGCAAUGUACUGUACAUUUGCCAUAUAAUUUAUAUUUAAGAACUUUUUAUUAAAAGUUUCAAAAUUUCAGGUUGCUGCUACGAUUAAAUGUAGUUCGUCACCUGACCACAAUUCUCUAUUUUAGUAUUUUUUGUAAUUUGUACUGUAUUUUCCUUGCUAAUAUUGAAGUUACAGACCAUUUAACUCUUUUUUUGUGUUCUACUGAGUAAAAAUGACUUGUUGACUGUGAAAGUGAAUUUUUUUGAUGUGUUGAACAAUCAGGAUUUUUUUUUCCUCAUUUUUUUUCCAGAUCUUUGUGGUAUAAGCACAGGCCAUUUUGCAUUUCAUUUUAAACAUGGUAUAAAUAAGAUGUAGCUACAAAAAAAAAAGAAAAAAGAAAAUAUUCAAAACAUUUAACAGUAUUGUUGGGUCUGUAAAAGAAAAUGUACACAACGUUACUCAAUAAACAGAAGCAAAACUCAAUGUGUGUAGUAAUGGGCAUUACCCUUGUUUCAAAAGAACCUCAAGUUCCACACACUAGCUAUAACUCUAGAAAGAUAUGGUUGACGUGUUCACCCAUGCAUGCUGGGUAUCCCAGGUCAAAGUAACACAGAAUUAAAUGUUUUUUAUACAUAAUUUCAAAUAAAAAAAAAGUACUUUUUUAUCGUCUAAACUAUGUCCUCCUAGUGUUUUUAGGCUUGUAGAAAAAUUAACACAUAUUAAAAAAAAAAAAAUAACAUAUUCAAAAAAGUCUAUCCAGUAGCAUUGUAAGAGUCAAAAACAUCAUAUUAUUUAAAAAUACAUAAUCAAGAAUGCAGAAUAACCAAUAUUUGCCUGUAAGAAUAUUAAAUAAAACGAAUAUCAUCUCAACAGUUACCCACAACUCCUCUCUAAAAAAAAAUGUGUUUUUUUUAUAUGGACCAUUAUAUUCGAUUACCAAACAGUUGCUCUUAGUGCCCAUUACUACAUCAUUACAUGUUGUGUUAUAAAUAUAUACCAUGUUAUUUUGCCUAUUUCUGUUAAUUUAAUAUUUAAAACAAGAUACAUACUGUAUUUGUUGCCAUACACCCUUCCCCAUUCUGUUUUUAUUUUGUCACAUAAAUUCCAAAGUGCGUUGUAUGCUCUUUGGUCAGUAUUGUAUGUGCCUUGAUCCAAUGCUACACAUAUUCAGCUUUUUUUAUUUUUUUAUUUUUAUUUUGGACAGUGACAAUUUUUUCAUAAUUGCAAACUAUGAAAAAUAUUGAUCUUAUCGCUGAAUAAAAUGAAAAAAAACGUGAAAGUUGUGAUUUGGUUUAUUAAGGGCACGAAAAAAAAAAAAAGUAACCCAUGCGUUUCUAAGACAUGACUACAUUUGCAAACUAUUAUUAGGAAACCUAAUCAGCGGCAAUUAGUUUCAGGCUUCUAUUGCUUCUUUGUUCUGUGAAGUCCUAUCAUUUUGUAUCUGCAAUUUUCACCAUUGGGCUAUCAAAAGUAUUAAGUGUCAUGCAACCUUAGAAUUGCAAACAUACCAGCAGAAGGCAAGCGCGGCACAAAUAAGUCCCCAAGGGUCAAGUAAGCACCCAACUGUCUAAACAUCACUUACUGAGCAAGCAUCAGUACUUAGUUUGUCUGGUUAAAGCAGAUGAAGAUUGACUGCCCUAAGAAAUUGCCCUAAUUUAUGGUUCUUAAGAGAGACCAUUCUUUUCUUCCUUGUAGAGAGGAGGGAGGGGGUUGUGAAAAUGAUGUUGACAUAACUUUAGUAUGAAUUUCCUGUUAUGUUAUGGAUUACCACCAUUGGCGAUUGGCAACCUGCCAAACAUUGAAAAACAAUACAGCGAUGGCCUUUGAUGAGCCUAGGCUAGCAAUAUUUAUUCAGAUUUUACAUGUGUAUAAAUAUUUUACUUCUAUGUGUAAUUCAUCUAUGCAGAGUUUUUCAAGACCCGUUAGUAAUUAAAUACCGUUUUAAUCCAUUGGUUGCAGGAACAGACCAUGAAUUUCAUGGCAUGGUUUUAUUAAUAUUUAUAUCAUUUAUUAAAAUAAUUUAAAGGGUCUUUUAGAAGUGUAUGGGCAAUGGUUUCUGCAUUACAGAGCAAAUGAACCAAACUUUUCUUUUUCAUAGUGGUCAUGUAAAGCAAUAGAGGCUGAAAAUUGCUUCUUCAUUAAAAAUAAAUUAAAGGGAAUGGCUCAAGUAUUUUAUCUUACUUUUAUUGAAUAUAUUUAAGUCUUCGUAAGGUUAAUAAUUAGGUUUGUUCUGCUAUCUAAAUGCAAUAUGUAUUUAUGUUAUAUUUUUUUAAAUGUACCUGGUGGCAGCCUUAUUUCUUCCUUUUCUGUCUGUAUAAUUAGUGAGCACGCCUUAUGGCUGUCGGAAUUAAUUGACGUCAAUUAACAGAAAAUGUAUAUAGAUUAUUACAGUUGUGCUGGAGUACUUCCUGUUCAUACAGAGCCUUACCUGUUUAAAUAGUGUGACUAUCCUAUAUUAAACAAAAUGUCAUCACAUUCAUGCUUCCUGAACCAUAAAUCAUCUAUGUGGUCCCUGGUGGCUUCUGCCUGCCCCACCAGCCUUGGUUGAUAGACUCAAGAAAGGCUGGUCUACACCCAAAAAAGAGAUAAAUCUAUCAAUCAACUGCUGGUUCGGGUAGGAUGAAGGUAAUAACAGGAUCCCUUUAAAGGUGUUGGCAGAGCAUGUAUUUAAAUCUGUAGCUGGGGCUGUGGGGAACAUAUUAAAGCAGUAUACUUUCCUGAUUUCCCCCGUAAUCCACCACCGUCCUCAUCUAUACUAGUUUCACUGACAUUCCAUGUGGACAGGAAAUGUCAGCUCAGCGGCUGAUCUCUAUGCUGUCAAUACUCAUCAGUCACGGAUGUCCUGUUCACAUGGAACGUCAGAGGAACUAGUACAAAGAGGAUGAUGGUACAGAUAUCGGAUGGACAAAAAAGGGAGAUUUUUAUAGACAUGAUUAAGUAUGAAUAAUCCUUCUCUGGGAUAUUUUUUUUUUUGCUCAUUGUAAAAUACUGUGGUUAAAAAGAUGUUCUUCCAAAUGACAGGCUGCAAUGCCAUCAAUGGAAGCCCAGACUAAGUAAAGAUCAUGGCAGAGAUUGAUUGGUUGAUUUUAAAUACAACUGUUGUACAAGGUGACAUUUUUUAAAGACCAGCCAUCAACAAGAAGUCAUUUAGAAACCAACCACCUAAA